AUGUCCCAACGAGUUUCCGCUACAAGACCCAUGCAUAUCCACACGAUAUGGGACCGAAGGCCCGUGAGCAAAAUGCAGAGACUGCUCACUCUGUUUAUCCCCUCGGCAGAAGACAAGCUUCGCGAUUUCGUCGAGGAAUAUAAGCUUUACCAUUGGCGCUCCUGGGAUGAUGGGCUACGAUUGACUAUACCAUUGUACAUGAAGACCCCGCACAAGACAAUUGCAGAUCUGGCUAUCCUGAUGGAAAUUGGGGACUGGACAAGGACUGGGAAUUUGUCACGUAUGUGCUUACUGACGAUCCGGAUGAGUUCGAUCCAGUGGUGCAUAUCAUGGACUAGUCCACUUGGUUUGACGUGGGAGGUCUCAGAAGCGGUUCCUGACAUUGUUUACUAUGAGUUUGUCUUAACUUGUUGUUUUCUCUGCACAAUUGACGGUGGGGGAAGGGAACCGGUUAGUCGACGUGAACAUUCUGUAAUCGCAUUUCACGUCCAGGGCCGGUGA
Molecule: messenger RNA, 501 nt
Organism: Fusarium proliferatum ET1
Lineage: Eukaryota; Fungi; Ascomycota; Sordariomycetes; Hypocreales; Nectriaceae
Exons: 1
Coding region: 1-501 (166 amino acids)
Source: RefSeq, a predicted model, not a curated record